This is a messenger RNA of Eleginops maclovinus (Patagonian blennie), 5723 nucleotides long. RefSeq names its product FYVE, RhoGEF and PH domain containing 6 (gene fgd6). Gene Ontology annotation, molecular function: metal ion binding; guanyl-nucleotide exchange factor activity. The record is from RefSeq and is a predicted model, not a curated record. Gene Ontology annotation, cellular component: cytoplasm. NCBI's taxonomy places the organism in Eukaryota, Metazoa, Chordata, Actinopteri, Perciformes, Eleginopidae.
AGUAACAGGCGUAAAAACUGUAUCGGUGCAUCCGCUUGCAAGAUAAGGACCGACAGCGAUGGAUCUGCUUGCUUUCUCCCUGAAGUGGUUUUCUAACUGACAAUGGUGGCGAAGAAGGGAAAACCCCAGAUUUUUUCGUAAUUCCAUUGAAAGUUUACUCAUGGAGAAAGGAGCAAGUCGGGAGUCAUGAGCACAGGUGUGAAGAAGCCACCAUUAGCGCCCAAACCUAAAAUCCCUACUACCACCAAACCCUCUCCCCCUCCCAUCGCCCCCAAACCCGGUCUCUUCUCUCAGCCUCCCAUCGUCUCCCAACCUUCGCCGGCUACCCUAAAGAGGACUAAACCGGCUGUCGCCCCCAAACCAUGCAUUCCUAAAUCAACAGCUUCACCUGUUUCAACCCAGCCACCCAAACCCAGUGAACCCCCCCUCCUAUGUCAGGAACAGCAAACAGCUUUAGGUGAUAACCUCUCUCUUCUCAACUCCAAAAAUGGGAUUGUAUCGGAGACUAACAAACAUGACUCGGAUUACAUCAUUCCCACCUGCUCUUGUGGGCUCCAGGACUGUUCACAGUGCCAGCAUCUGGAAAAUGGAAAUACAACUGAGAGCAAUUUUCACAAAGAGCCGUUGCAGAAUGGGAUUUCUACAGACGGAUUCACAGAGUCAAAGCCACAAGAGAAAGAAAAACGCCAGGAGGAGGGAGUAGCUGUGGAUAAGGUUGAAGGUGGAGGGAUUGGCAAAAAGCCCAGGGAUAAACCUCAAAGACAGAGACACCUGGAGAGGGGAUCGGCUAACCAAGAUGCACAGAGGACUGAGAAACAGAAGGAGGCUGUAAAACAUGAGGAAAGUGCUGUUCCUGAGCCGGACUUUUCAAUAGCAGAUGUACAUUCUGAGGCCCGGAACACAGAUUUAACAGACUCAGUCUGGGAUGUUGCAGGCAGCAUCAUUAUCUCCCCCUCUAUCACUCCUCAUGAGUUUUCUCCAGAAUCAUUUCAGGUAGAGCAUAUAAUCAAUGCCUCUCCCACCAGGUUACUCCCUGAUCUGCAGGUCCCUGCUGCCCCCAGUAAGCCUCUCCCUGUGCCUCACCCACGCAAACUUAAAAAGCCAGCCCUGGUGAGGCAGGAUGGCGUAGAGGGCAUUGGCCAGGAUCAGGUGACAGAAGAACAAAAACUUGAGAUGCGCGAGGAUGAUGGCAGCCAACCUGGUCUGUCUCUUAGUUUGGAGGGCGAUGAGCUCCAACAGGACUCGUGUGAGGAACCUUUACCCCAAGAAGACUCAUGUUUAGGAGAUGAUGAAGUGGACGCACCCGUCCCCCCUCCUCGACAGACCUCCCUCUCGCCUCGGCUACUCAGGACAGUCCACACGACGCCCUCUCUUAACAAAAACACCUCCCACUCCUUAGUCCUGCUCUCACAUUCUGACUCAAUGAGCCACCAAAUAGGAGGCGCGGAUCACCGGGUGGAGGAGGAUGAAGAGGACGGGUAUGGCGAUUUUGAGCGCUACCCGAUCGCUCACAGCCUCCCAAAACAGAUCAAACUCGGCUGUAAUCCCCCUCUGAGUAACGCUAGGAAAGCUUUCUCUGCUGAGGAUCAGUCAUCACCAAGGGCGCCCCCCAGGAAACCUCAGAGACACAGCCUGCCAGCAGCACACCCUCCACCCUCUUUCUGCCCUCCUGCACCUCCACAUGCUAACACCCCCAUGAGGGAGCUGCCUGCGCCUCCUCAGGAGAAAACAGCCUGGCGCUUCACCCGACCCUGUGUGACCUUCUUCAGCCGGCAGAUGCCCACCAGGAGCAGCGUGCCACCAAGAGCCGGGCUCCAGGGCUUGGGGGGCAAACAGAGGGCACAGUCCUUCUCUGCAGCCGACCUGGCAACCCGGGCCGACUCUCAUAAGAGGAGCCUCUCUUUCCGGAAGCUGCUCGAGCUCCGGCUCUCUGUCAAGAUGCUCCCAAAGCUGCUGGCUAAGGGAGGGCAGUCUCUGGACUGUACCAGUGUGGAGUCAACCCGGGGCGAGAGGCUCCUCGAGCGGCCCACUAGCUGCAUAGUGGAGGCUGAUAUUUGUGGAGAAGAUGGAGAUGGGUCAGUGGAGUAUGAGAACGUUCCUCUGUAUGAGGAAAUCCCAGAGUACAUGAACCUGCCGUUUCAUGGCGCCAGGCUGGGCUGGCCUCACGACUCCGACGGAGCAGAUUCAGACAUCUAUGAAGUGCAGGAUCCUUAUCACAGGUGCAACGACCAUGAGUACGAGAGCAGCGGUUGGCUGGGGCAGGACGUCCACUCUGAAGAAGAAGAGAUCCACAGUUCAGAUGAAGAGGACAACAGCUCCUCCUCCAGCAAGGAGCACAUGGACGAGGCCGACCGACAGCAGGAGGAUGAGAUGAGGAGGAAGAAGGUGGUGCACAUCGCCCAGGAGAUCAUGAGCUCCGAGAAAGUGUUUGUGGAUGUCCUGAAGCUUCUUCACAUAGAUUUUCGGGAUGCUGUUGCCAAGGCAACCCGUCAGAAUGGGAAGCCGGUGGUGGACGAGCGGAUCCUCAGCCAGAUCCUGUACUACCUGCCUCAGCUGUACCAGCUGAACAGAGACCUGCAGAGGGAGCUGGAGGACCGAGUGGCACACUGGAGCGAUCACCAGAGACUGUCGGACAUCUUUGUGCAGAAGGGUCCGUACCUGAAGAUGUACUCCACCUACAUCAGACAGUUUGACAACAAUGUGGCUCUUUUAGACGAACAGUGCAGGAAAAACACCGCCUUCGCCGCUGUUGUCAAAGAGUUCGAGACGAGUCCAAGAUGUGCGAGCCUGGCUCUGAAGCACUACUUGCUGAAGCCGGUGCAGAGGAUCCCUCAGUACCAGCUGCUGCUCACAGAUUACCUAAAGAACCUUCCAGAAGAUUCAGAGGACUAUAAAGACACCCAAGCUGCCCUCGGCAUAGUGAAAGAAGUGGCCAACCACGCUAAUGACAUUAUGAAACAAGGGGAUAACUUCCAGAAGCUGAUGCAGAUUCAGUACAGCCUCAACGGCCACCAUGAAAUCGUUCAGCCAGGCAGGGUGUUUCUGAAGGAGGGCACUCUCAUGAAGCUCUCCAGGAAAGUUAUGCAGCCUCGAGUGUUUUUCCUGUUCAAUGAUGCGCUCAUGUACACCACUCCGGUCCAGUCCGGCCAGUACAAACUCAACAGCGUCCUCUCUCUGGCCGGGAUGAAGGUGAGUAAACCGAGCCAGGAGGCCUAUCAGAACGAGCUGAACAUUGAAAGUGUUGAGCGCUCUUUCAUCCUGUCUGCCAGCUCGGCUACAGAGAGAGACGAGUGGCUAGAGGCCAUCGCUAAGGCCAUAGACGACUACACCAAGAAGAAAAUCACCUUCAUAUCAAGUCGGAGUCAGGAGGAGGCGGAGUGUGUUGUGGACACCGGGGCCCCGCUGGGUUCGAAGGCUCCGAUCUGGAUCCCGGACCUGAGGGCCACCAUGUGCAUGAUCUGCACCUGCGAGUUCACACUCACCUGGAGGAGGCAUCACUGCCGCGCCUGUGGCCGGGUGGUGUGUCAGGCGUGCUCGGCCAAUAAGUACUACCUGGAGUACCUGAAGAACCAGCCGGCACGUGUCUGUGAUCACUGCUUCGCCAAACUGCAGGAGAAUAGUGACCGCUGUGCUUCAACAUCAGUUUCUCCAAUCAAACCUGGAGCUUUCUCCUUCACCAGAAAACAGAAGAAGAUCCCUGCUGCACUAAAAGAGGUGUCCGCCAACACCGAGAACUCCUCCAUAAGCGGCUACUUAAAUCGCUCGAAAGGAAACAAAAAGCAGUGGAAGAGGCUGUGGUUUGUCAUCAAGAAUAAAGUCCUAUACACCUACGCUGCCAGCGAGGAUGUUGCUGCGUUGGAGAGUCAGCCCUUGCUCGGGUUUUUCCUCAGAGAGGAGAAGAACGGACCGGCUCAGAAGCUGCAGUUUAAGCUGUAUCACAAAAAUACGCUGUUCUACAUCUUCAAAGCUGACGACAUCCCCACCGCACAGAGAUGGAUCGAAGCCUUCCAAGAGGCAAUGAUUCUCGAACAGUAGUUUGGUUUUUGCAGCAGUGAAGUCACAUCACAGCCCCGGAGCCAGUCGAUAGAAAACUUACGACCCCCGACUGAUCCCAGGUCAGGGGUCACCGCUCAGGAAGGACUCCGGUCGGACUGUUCACUUUAAAAAGAAACACACUGCAGAACAUUACUGUAUGUGUGGGGUGGGGGGGGGGGGCACUGGAUUCUGUUUCCCUAAUUAUUAUUUCUACCAACAACAGCUGCUGAUGCUCAGCUGACCUCAGAGUUAUUAGAUGUUGCAGCUGUGGGUCAAAGGUCAAGUCCAGAAGCACGUCUGUGGAAGUGAGACAGAUCAUUGGUCAGGAAUAUUGAAAAGAAUUCUGGGAAUUAUUUUUAAGUACAAACGGAUGAAGGAACUACUUUUUGUGUGGAAAAAAUAUAUACAAAACUGUGCGCAUUCCUUCAAGCUUGUUGACAUUGGCUACACUUAGUAAUUUAAAACCUACUGUGUGCUUUUGUUAAAGGGAUAAUUCGGAUUUUAUGAAGUGAUAUGGAGUACCCUAUACAAAAUGUCAGAACUAUGACUUUAAUGCAAAAUCUAAAGAUGCAAUUUUUCAAAUACCCAUUUCAAAAUAUUCCGCUUGUCAUUUAAAUCAUGGUUGCGAAGCAUUGUCAAUGUCUGUUUAAGAGUUUCAUGAUGUAACAUGGUGGGAUUUUACUGUGAAAAUCCGCUUCUUUAAAGAAACAGGAGCUGUUUUGCUCUUUAGCUUAAUCUCUCUGGUUAAGAGAUUUAACUCCUUAUUUUUAAAGUUAACAUACAAAACAUUUAAAUGAUGGUUUAAAAAAAACGACAUCCUGGGGGAAACUGGAAAUGUCAUGAAUAAUGUAGAUAUUUUUCAUACAUUUUAAAAUGUAUUUUUGCCUGUUUAGCCACAUUAGAAAUGGUUAAUGUGUAAAACUGUGUAUAUGGACAUUAAACAGCAACAUUGACCUUUUUUUAUAUCAAAGCCAAGAGCUAAUAUUUAUAAAAUAGGAAGAUUUAUUGUUUGAAAAGCACAGGCUGCCACUUAUUUUGGGAGUCAGGUAGCGAAUAUGUUUCCAUCAGUUAAUCUUUUACAUUUAAAAGAUAACUUUUUAGAAAAAGGGGAUUUUUUUAACGGGCAAAUACUGUGGAAAGCAUGCAUUAACUAUAUUUCUAAGGAAAUGCUCCAAAGGAAGAAAACAUUUUUAAUUGUUGCAGAUAUUUGUACCUUUUUUAUAUCUCCUGCUUUGAGAAUAAUUGCAAUAAUAUAGGUGCUCUGUUUGACAGUCUUCACUAAAUAAAGACACAUAUAGGCAUCCAGUUAGCAUGACUACUCACUUUCUAACCAGGGUACUCGAGGUUUGUAGCUUUAAAAACGAUCAUUUAUCAGGUCUGUUUCUUGGUUAGGUUUCUAUAUGUUGCACUACCCUAUUAUUUCAGAGUGGGAGAAAUCCAAAUCCUGCUUUUUUUUAGUGAAGGAAUAAAACGGUUAAUUCUGUCAUUGUAGCUAUUUGACUGCUAGUGUGCCUCAUUCAGAUGUGUAAGUAGUGGAAAUAAACCUGCACGUAAAGAGUUGCCCAGGAUGCAUUUCCUCAUGAUUGUACAUUAACAGUGACAAUUUGUAAAGAUCUGCUCUUUCAGAGUUAGAGUCACCUAUAAACAAGGGUUUUAAACUGUCAGGCAACAGUUUUAAAUAAAGUAUA